Messenger RNA from Paramuricea clavata, 2946 nucleotides. Lineage: Eukaryota; Metazoa; Cnidaria; Anthozoa; Malacalcyonacea; Plexauridae. The record is from the annotation of a GenBank genome assembly.
AUGGACGGUAGUAUAAGGUCGCUUUUGCAAAGCUGUCGAGGCGAUAGUGAGCCUGAAAGUUUAUUUGAACCGUACGAAAAGUUGAAACAGGAGAGCGAUGGAAAUGUGAAAGCCAAUGUUGGGACUGAUUUGUUUGUAUUAUGUGCUGAAGUUGCUUGUCUGGUGAGCUAUAUUUAUUUGUAAAAUGAUAGUGGAGGAAGAAGUACAUAACUGUUUUUGUUCGUUUGAAAUUGAACGUUAAAGUAGUUAGUACAAAUAUGCAGCAAUGUUUUGUCAAUACUUUGCCCCAGGGAGGAGCAUCAGCCAUCAGGUAUACCCCAAUUCACUGGUAUACCCACAGAAUUUGACAUUUUGUAAUGACAUUUAUGUCAAUUUUCCAACUGUGGAGAUACCUGAUUAGGUCAAAGUAUUAACUUCAAUUCCCCAACUGAUUAAAAAUACUCAAAGAAGAGCACUAAAUUAUCUGUGGCAUAUAUAGCCAGCCCAACGAUUUGGUCCCGCCAUGCCAGGUUGGAAUCCGUAGGUGUUACGCUGGAUAUCUCCGGCGUAAAAUCUUAUUGAUAUUUACGCCAUCAGCAGGCAUGCAGAGCAAAUGAAUGAUCACCUGAUCAUUCACCGGAUCAAUAAUACCAAAUUAUUAUUUAAUACAUCAUGAUGGUUGGGAAAAAAUUUUAUUUACAGGUACAAUGUAAUAUUUUAUUAAAGUCUUGAGCUUUUUGUUAUUUGAAAUGGUACUCUUCAACUGACUUGGAUUUAAGUUAUUGACUGCUGACUUGUCAGACCUGUGGUAUUUUGUGGCCAUUUCCGUUGCAUUAAAAAUCGUAGACGUAUAUUUCCGGAUGUGGCGUAACUAGUCGAUGUCCACUUGGCGUAACCUCCGGCGUAAAAAUUUUACGGAUUCCAACCUGGCCGCCAUGGAAAUUUCAACUCAUCGUUAUUCAGUUCUUUAGAAAUUGAUUGUGUUGAUAAGUUCUUUGUAUGUUUGCAUGGCGAUAAAACAUAUAUUAAUUGUUUUGUUUGUGGAAACACCACGUAAAUUUGUUACUGCAAAGCUUUCGAUCCGUAAGCCCGGAUCUUCAUCAGUGCUAGUCAUAAGUUCUCUCGCAAAAUGAGAGAGUCAAUUGAAAUCGAGAAGCACAAUACUAUAGAUCAGGAGGGAAAGCCACUAGAUAGUAUGUGGCAUGCUCUCUUUAAUGUGCAAAAUUAAUUUCUCUACAUUUGAAAUGACAUAGUUGAUGUGCCGUUUAAUUAAAUUUCAAAUGACUCAAGCCAACAGAUCACGACACUUUUGUAUAUAAAAAAGGGCGUGUGAAUGAUGAAGAUCCGGGCUUACUGAUUGAAAGCUUUGCAGUAAUAAAUUUAUGUGGUGUUUCCACAAACAAAACUAUAUAUUAUUAUGGGAGCAGCUAAGGUUUAGUAAACAAUUUGCUAAACCAUAAUACCAUAUGCUUGCACAUGGGUAACUAGGUCAAUGUGGAAAGUAGUAUUUGACCGAUCAUGCCACAACUGGAAUUGUUACUGAUCAUUCCAAAUCACAAUUAAUUGGCUUGAUUCCAAUUAUUAAAUUAUACUGUAAUCAUUUUCAAAAUUUGUUGGAAUGUUUGUGGCUUGUAACAAACAUUUAUAUCUAUCAGCUCCCUCCCCAUUUAAUGUUGUUUACCUGCGCACGCAUCAAAGUAAGAUGCUAUUAAACUGAGACCCAACAUUGAAACAGGGGUGGGGGGGUGUAUGUGGAUGAUGUUUUUUGUCAGAAUGAUAGGUAGUUGGGGCAUAUCUGUCCCAACACGUUAUUUUGCAUGUGCAUAAUUGACACAAACACAAUUUCAUUAAUUUGCAUGCACAUUAAUUGGCAUAUUGAACACAAUUCCUUCAAAUGAUAAAAUAUUUUUCAGCCCAUAUACAGUUAGUAGUUAAUUGCAUAAAAAGUACACAUCCUUGAGCUUGGCAAAUUGACAGCCCUUUCAUAAAAAUCAGUAACAUAUACAAUUGGGAAUUUGUGUUUGUUCAAAAAUGUUUUAUCUUUGUUAUAGCAUAAGAAAUUUGAGAUUGCAGAAGAUUGUAUAAAGAUGUAUUUCAAGCACUCCCCCCCUGGAAAUCAAUAUCUUUGUCGAGCAUACAUGUGUCAAGCUCAGAUACAUGCUCCAUCUUCAACAAAGAAUCCAGUUAGUGCAUUUAUAAUAAUUUUGUGCCGAAUGUUCUCACAUGAGACAUGAGUUGUGGACAACUUGAUUAAAUUUGCUGAUUAGAUGAAGAAUCAAUUUCAUAAUUAUCUUAUAUAGGAACAGAUUGAUAAAGCAGUCCUUUACUUAUUAAAAGCAAUUAAUUUUGCUAAACAAAAUCCAAGGUAUGGAAUUGAUAGAUUAAAACAUCCUGUAUAUCAAAAUAUCAGUCUAACUCUUGUGCAGUACUUGUAAGUGUCCAGGCACAAGUCAGCUGUUGGUUUAACAUUUUCUUUUUAUUAUCAUUUAUUGUAUCUGUUUACUGUGUCUUGUCAUAGCAGCCCUAUUAACCAUAUAUGUUUUUGUCCCUGGAUGGCAAUUUAUUGUUAUCAAAUGUUAAUCCAUGUUAAUAGUAUUAAAAUAAUAGAUAUGUCUAUUUUUAUAUUGUACAGUAUGUACUGGUAUUGUCUUGUUUGUAAUGUCUUUAUAAUCAAGUAUUUGAUAUUUAUUGGUAAAAAUUGCCUAAGUGGAUAGAUAAUUUUAUCUUUGAGGGCAUUUUUGAUAUUGACAGCAAUUGUAUAUAGUGAAUUUUUUUGUGACAUAUUUUAUGUAUUUUAGAUACCAUUUCUUGGUGUAUAAUGCUUCAGUCCUGUACUGGCGGUUUUGUCGUAUUUUUCUCAAGCCAAACUAUAAACGUUUGCUUGCAAAGUCAUUGCAUCAAGUUGUUAAAGCAUUGGAUGACAUUGAUGAUGAGGACUAUGAAUGGCGAGCUCAAUUGAUGAUGUGA